Messenger RNA from Populus trichocarpa (black cottonwood), 1544 nucleotides. Its product is annotated as probable mitochondrial import inner membrane translocase subunit TIM21. Lineage: Eukaryota; Viridiplantae; Streptophyta; Magnoliopsida; Malpighiales; Salicaceae. Bases 341 to 1261 code for a protein of 306 amino acids. The record is from RefSeq and is a predicted model, not a curated record. Gene Ontology annotation, cellular component: TIM23 mitochondrial import inner membrane translocase complex. The transcript has 9 exons. Gene Ontology annotation, biological process: protein import into mitochondrial matrix.
AACAAUCCAUUUGGUUCAAAUUUGGGCUUUUUAUAUAUGGGCCACGUUUUUGAAGAAUGAGCCCAAAGAAAAAUGGUUUCAUGCCUUCUUAGGUUUCUUGCACGUGUCUGCAACAAAACCCCAAUUUGCUUGCCAUUGGGUUUUUGGGUUUCUCUCAGUAUAUCUCUAAUACAGUGCUGUACUUGAUGAUAUCUGGGUCUCAACUCUUAUUUUCUCAAGUUCGUUUUUAGGCGAAGUAAGUCCUGUUUAUACAAGGAGAAGAUUGAGUUGUUUUUGUAAUAAAGUUUUCAUCUUUUUGUUGCCAAGAGAAGAAAAACAGAGAUUUUUAUAGUGUUAGAAAAUGCAGCAUAUCAGGAGAUGCAGUGGUCCUUUGAGAUCUCAAAAAGGGUUGUCGUUAUUUUUGGGGAGAAAAAUUCUUAAGGAAGUAUCUGAUGUGGGUUUGGCGGCCUUUUCAACACCCAUGGUUGCACAAAGAGGUGCACUUGGUAAUUCAGUCACUAGGUCGCCAAAGUCAGAUUACGUGAGACAUUUUAGUGCCAAUGCCAACCAUUUGACUAAGGACAUACUUCGGCAUAAUGGUAUCCCUGCUAUCUAUGGAGGUCAGCCUAAUAGAGAAUACUUGGUUAGCCUUAGGUCAUCCUUUCAAAUCAUGGAAACCCAUGGGGAAAGCACCAUUAAUAUUUGCUUUGCUAGAUCUUUCGCAUCGAAAGCUUCAAAGAAAGAGACGCAUAAACAAUCUGAGACCAAAAAAGACGUAUCUACUGUUGAGGAUCCUUUUGAUGCUCCAACAUACAAUAUCCCAGAGAAGCCUGUGACGUUUACAGAAGGUGCUUCCUACAGCAUUAUAAUUCUUGCAGGACUUGCUGUUGCAGCUGCUGCGGCUUAUGCUGUUUUUAAGGAGCUGAUAUUUGAACCAAAAGAGUACAAGAUCUUUAACAAGGCUCUGAAAAGGAUUCAAGAUGACAGUCAGGUCAGAGUGAGAAUUGGAUCUCCUAUUACGGGUUAUGGUCAGGAAAGUAGAAAUCGUGCUGCUCGCCAACGUAUUCCCAAUAGGAUCUUUACUGAUGAAGAUGGUGUGGAGCAUGUCCAGAUCAAUUUCUAUAUUCGUGGGCCGCAUGGUGCUGGGAAGGUUUCUGCUGAAAUGUUCAAAGACAAAGUGGACAAGCAGUGGAAGUAUACAUAUCUAAUUGUGGAGGUCAUGCAACCUUCGCGAUCCCAAUUGAUUCUGGAGUCAUAUAUGCCAGCGCCAGUGGCCACGUAAAACAUGUACACAAAUUUGCACCAAAAACUUUCGGGUUUGAGGCAAAGGAGAAAAAAGAGUUAGCGAGACAGGAAAAGUAGAGACGCGGAUAGCAUUUAAAUAGAGACAGCUAGAAUUUGUCCGAUAGUAUUCUGGAAAAAUAAAUAAGAGAUGGAAGCAGAGACGGUGGAGAGGACAAAAAAAGAGGAAGAGUCAACGCUUUUGUAGUGUAUUGCAAAGCGCAAACCAUAAAACAAUUUUUCAUUUAUCUUAAUUGAAUAUUUCUAGUCUCAGAAGCUCUCAA